Molecule: messenger RNA, 1980 nt
Organism: Humulus lupulus (European hop)
Lineage: Eukaryota; Viridiplantae; Streptophyta; Magnoliopsida; Rosales; Cannabaceae
Product: UNC93-like protein 1
Exons: 3
Coding region: 282-1685 (467 amino acids)
Source: RefSeq, a predicted model, not a curated record
AGGAUUGAAUCUGAUACUUAGAUUCCUAUUACCCUUUUCACUUUUCUCUUUCUCAUCACUUUUCUCUUUAAAGUAAUCGGUUGUCAUUUUUCUAAAAAAAUAAAACCUUUUCUUUUCUUUUCUUUCCUCUGUUUUUAAUUUUUUGGUCAAAAGAGAGCUGAGUAGUGAGAUUGGAUUCAGAGGCUAUAAGGAGGAACCAACAAAACCCUGUUCGUCCUCAAAGAAAAAUUAAUCUGCUGAUCUUUGCAGAAAGCUAGGUGCGAAAGGUACUCUAAUUCCAGAUGGGUGUUGAAGUAGACCAAGAAUCAGCCACCCAAAAUGAAGUUCCAAAAAAAUCCGUAUUCAGAUACAACUCUCCCCUUGUGCAAAUAAUCUUAAUUGGCCUAGUUUGCUUCUGCUGCCCUGGCAUGUUCAAUGCCCUCUCAGGCAUGGGAGGUGGAGGCCAAGUUGACCCCACAGCCUCAGACAACGCCCUCACCGCUCUCUACACCACAUUCGCCAUCUUUGGCAUACUCGGUGGCGGCAUAUACAACAUCUUAGGCCCCCAUCUCACCCUGCUCUCUGCCUGCUUGACAUAUGUUCUCUAUGCAGGCUCUUUCCUUUACUACAAUCACCACAAGAACCAGGACUUUGCCAUUGCUGCUGGAGCCCUUCUUGGUGUCGGUGCAGGCCUUCUGUGGGCUGGCCAAGGUGCCAUCAUGACUUCUUAUCCCCCACCUGAUCGCAAAGGGACAUACAUCUCCAUUUUCUGGAGCAUCUUCAACAUGGGAGGUGUCAUUGGUGGUCUAAUUCCCUUUAUUCUCAACUACCACAGAACUGAGGCUGCUUCUGUUAAUGAUGCUACUUACAUAGCUUUCAUGUGCUUCAUGACCGUAGGAGCUCUUAUUUCCUUGGCUAUUUUGCCCCCAAAUAAGGUUGUCCGUGAUGACGGGACUAGAUGUAGUAACAUUAAGUACUCCAAUGUUUCAACUGAGAUGGUUGAGAUCAUCAAGCUUUUUUUGAACUGGAAGAUGCUUCUAAUAGUUCCAGCUGCUUGGUCCAGUAAUUUUUUUUACACUUAUCAGUUCAAUAACGUUAAUGGGGUGCUGUUUAACUUGAGGACUAGAGGAUUGAACAAUGUGUUCUACUGGGGUGCACAAAUGAUAGGCUCAAUUGGAAUUGGUUACUUGAUGGAUUUCAGCUUCAAGAGUAGGAGGUCAAGGGGUUUUCUUGGAAUUGCAGUGGUUGCAAUUCUUAGCACCGUGAUUUGGGGUGGAGGGCUUGCCAAGCAGGUCCAGUAUAACCGAGAUGAUGUAGCCAAAGACUGGUUUAAGAAGUUGGAUUUCAAAAAGUCAGGUGAUGAUUUUGCAGGGCCAUUUGUCUUGUAUUUUAGCUAUGGUUUGCUGGAUGCCAUGUACCAGAGUAUGGUUUACUGGAUCAUUGGAACUCUCGCUAAUGACUCUGAAACCCUAAGCAGGUAUGUUGGGUUUUAUAAGGGUGUACAAAGUGCUGGGGCAGCUAUUGCUUGGCAAGUUGAUACACGCAAAGUUUCUUUCUUAUCUCAAUUGAUUGUGAAUUGGUCACUCACUACAGUGAGUUAUCCACUUCUGGUUAUUUUGGUCUUCUUUGCUGUAAAGGACAAAUCUGAAGAAGGAGAUACCAAAGAAGGCACUCCUGUAUCGAAUAAGGCCAUUCUUGUUCAUUGACAAACAAGAAUCCUUGAGGAACUUUCAAAUCAGCUUAUAGAUUUUUAAUUGUGAUUAUUAUCUUCCCCAAUUAUCCCCCUCUUAUACAGAUGUUAUUAUCUUCCCCAUGUUUGCCAAAAGUUAGAAAACUAUUUGAGCAAAUAAGAUUUGUGUAAUUUUUCCAAUGAACCACACGUUAAUCAAAAGUUGUUGCCUAGCUAGAGUCAGAAUCUGUAGCCCAGCCCAUAUGUUUCCCAAGCUAUAUUGUACUACAUUUUGUUUUAUAGUUUUGCUUUAACUUAUUGAACUAUCACUA